Molecule: messenger RNA, 14184 nt
Organism: Mustela erminea (ermine)
Lineage: Eukaryota; Metazoa; Chordata; Mammalia; Carnivora; Mustelidae
Gene: TCF7L2
Product: transcription factor 7 like 2
Exons: 13
Coding region: 10792-12417 (541 amino acids)
Biological process (GO): canonical Wnt signaling pathway; regulation of transcription by RNA polymerase II
Cellular component (GO): beta-catenin-TCF complex; catenin-TCF7L2 complex
Molecular function (GO): DNA-binding transcription factor activity, RNA polymerase II-specific; RNA polymerase II cis-regulatory region sequence-specific DNA binding
Source: RefSeq, a predicted model, not a curated record
UAAGGCUUCUGUGUUGUUGGUUUUGCUAAGGAUGUUUUUAAAAGACAAUAACUUCCUUUUAUUUUGGAAGGUGCUGAUAAAGCCACUUAAUGAGUUGUCUGUGUUUUUUUUUUUUUUUUUCCCUUUUGGCUUGGGCAUUUUCUUUCUUUUCUUUUGUGGAAUGGACUGGACUUGGAGACUUGGCUUGUUGCAAGGAGAAUCUAAAGACUAGAGUGCAUGAGGAACUUGGCAGUGGACUGCCAAGAAAUUCAUGGUUAUGCACUUUUGCCCCCAGUGCCCAUAAAUCUAGCCAUUGGGAAUGCUGGGUGUGAAUGAAGGUUACAGUCCUGAGUUUUUCUCUGUAAUUGGGGUACAGUUCAUUGUAUGGGCUUGUGGUGUACAUUUAGCGUCUAUUCCAGGCCAAUUCUUUUCUCCUAGAGACAGAUUUGUUAGGAUUUUCCUUCCUGGCUUUCUCCAGCUUUCAACUCCAUUGAAAAACCAAAAAAGGGAUGAUAAUUAAAAAAAAAAAAAAAAAAAGACUUUCCAGUAAUGAUUCAACACUGAAUGCUGAGAAUCAGAUUUGUAACAAAUACAAAUAUAUUUGUAAAAUAUAUUUACAAAAUAUUUUGUAAUAUUUACAAAAUAGUAAACUAUUCCAACCUAGUUUACUGAUAGAAUCUAGGUAAAAAACACUUUGGGAUAAUUUAAUUUACUCUUGCCAGAAAAACCAUUAGCACACUUAACCCUAAAUUUAACCUGCCUGAUGGUCAACUUCCAGUUCAGAACAAGGAAGUAAUGCGAUUAAACUGGAACCCAGAAGAAAUAUUGUUUGAACCUGAAGAUCUUUGCUUUGGAAGAAGGAGCAUCUCUUGUGGCCCAUGGGUUUUAUGGGGGGCUCUGUCUGGUUAGGCUCAAAAGCAGUUAUCAGAUUUAUACUCCUGAGCUUGUGGUAUAGACAAUGUGAAUUCAGCAGGCAGUGAUUAUGGGGGUUUCUGGAGAACAGACUCUAAAGGAAAAGAAAGUAAUCCACUUCGUGGGUAGAAUGACCUGUAUGUGUUAGGGAUAAAUCUGUUCAGAGCCCUGGAGGGUUGCUUUCUUGAUUAACUUAUUACCUUCUGGUAUUCUAGCAGAGCUGAAAUCUUGCAAGGAAUGUGUGCAAACAGGAAUUUUUGUCCUUUUGAAUUAGAUCCUAAGAGGUAGUAAACAUAUAGCAAAAGACCUACUGAAAUAGUGAGAUAGUAUCAACUCUUUAGCUUAAAAUAAAUUAUUUUCUGUAGAAUUAAAAAAAAUUAGCUUCCCUAUGGUAUCAAGUUCUAGAUAAGGGCUUAUUGAUGUAUGGAAUCUAUAAGACUCAAUUCAGAAUUGUUUCAGGACUCGCAAAGCUCUGAACUUAAUUCUUAUCCUUAAAAUCAAAACCAAACCUCCCCUCUUCCCUCCUUCUAGUCUUCAGUUGCUUAGUUUUUCUUCCAUAAUCCAGCGGCUUUUGUUUCUUAAUCAUUGCCAAAGAAGCCAAGAGUUUCCCCGUUAAUUCUAAAAAAGCCCUCAACGACCUAGGGUAUGCAGACAUUUUUCUUGAAAGAGAAUCCAGAGGAAGGUUUGGAAACGCCGCUCAAUAAGGGAUGUGUUUACCAAACUCCCAGUGUGCUCUAUGCACCCUGUUUUGUUUUGUAUUUUUAAAAAAACUCGUCACUGUUGUCACAUUUUCAUAAUGGUGAGUGAAAGCAGAUGACAAACAUCUCCCCACAGAAGGAAGACCUGCUUUGUGAAGCAAUUUGUUUCCAAAGAAUUGACACUCAGGGCUUGAAUUCUGUAGUGAGGAAAAGGCCAGUAACGUGGUAGCCCUCUUUCCUUGGGAGAGGAUGGGCCCCUCCCCACCCUCUCCCCCCACCAAAACAAAACAAAACAAAACAAAACAAAACAAAACAAAACAAAACAAAAACAAAGCUCUCUUUUGCCUAGGUCGCUUUUCAGUUGGUUUACAUUUGGCAGUUUAUCUCCUCAGAAAAUAAAUGUUAAUGAACUUGUCAUUCCUCUGCAGACCUGCUACUUCUGACCUGAUUUUGUCGUUUUAGGAGAGUUGAGGAAGAAGUACCCAGAGAGUUGUUUUUGUAGCUUGGGGUGGGUGUCCCCUGCCGUGCACGACUGUUAUUUAACAGUAAUGAGUUGAGAUUUGUUUGGGGCUUCCUUCUUCCACCCUUCCUGGGGUUUUUGGCCCGGCUGGUCGUCCGCAGGCCCCUGGUUUACACGGUCGAGAAAGGAGCCCCCCCGGGACUUACGUGUGGCCAGGAACCGACGCGCCGACGUGGAGAAAGUGUGCACCCAAACCGCACACCUCAUGCAAAGCAGAUACGGUUUUGAUUUCGGCCUCCGUGGUUCUGUUAUCAUUUCUUUUUCCGUGUGAGUGGAUUUUUAUCUUUGGGUCUGACUUCUGCUUUGGUUCAUGGUUUGUGGUUUGCAUUUGCCAUCACAGCUCAUGAGUUUGGCUGCUUGGGAGGCCGAGUGGCCCGACAAGGAGAGGGAGCCCUGGGCUGCCAUUCCCCAGGAGCAUGGAGGCUGUAGAUCUCUUGUGGUCGGAUCCCGAGUUGCCGCAGAGCCAUUGUCAUUGUUCUUGUCCUGGAUGCUCAGCUGUCACACGCUCCCCCCACCUGGGGUUUCUUCUCUCUCUUUCUGUGUUACUUACAUAAUGCCUCCAAGGACUAUUUUGGAAACAUCUAGACCAACUUGUGAUUGAUCUUCCUGUUCUGUGUAUUUCCCCUGAUUCCCCUGCUCUCCUCUUAUCUCCUUUGGCAGGAAAGAAUUUUUUGCUCAUUAACAACUUUCCAGGUCAGAAUUUCCCCAUAAAGUAUGAACUUUUCUUUAUUCCGGUAUUUUAUUUCCAUCACCUUUUUAAUUAAAUUUUUUUUUUUUACAUAAAGCUAAAAAGUUGAAAUUAGGCAAAUUGCUUAAUUGCCCCAUGCCUCCGUUUCCUUAUCUGUGAAAAAUGGGCUUUAAUAAUAGGACUUGCCUGCUGGGCGGGUUAUUGUGAGGUUACCGAGAGGGGGUCAGCCUAGCACCUGGUGUGGGAGGAGGGUGUCUUGGUUAUUCCUGUGACCAACAGGAUGUCCCAGGAACCCCGGCAGUCCCACGUAGAUGGGGACAGUUGGUCACCCCAAGAACACCGUGCCUCCACUCUUGCCCAGUUGACAAGUGGCCUCUCUUGUCUUGGUUUUCUUUCCCACCCCCCUCCCCCCUCCCCCCCAAAUAAUCGGUUUCUCCUGUGAGGGAAUGGGCCGAGAAUGAGGAGGCCAGGGUACCUUUUGAAGAGUGUUGGGGGAAAGAGUUUGUUGUGACAUAAUUUAUCUCCCUGGGGAGGACAGACAAAAACCUAUAGGGGAGACUGGACUUGGCUUCUGAUGGGCAUGAAAUUAGUGACAGCAAGACAGGAAUUUGUGGCCUUUUAGCUAUAGUGUCUGCUCUCUCCCUUGGUCCCAUUUCUGUGGCUCAGAACUUCAUUAAAAAAAAAAAAAUAGAUUUAAAAGGCGUCCUCUUUGGUGUUUGAAAGGCAGAGGGCUGGCUCCUGGCUUGCAGACCUAAUAACACUUACUUCUUUCUUUACGAGGGAGUUUCCUCGGGCUGCUGUGGCCAGGCUAUUGUUUGUCUGCGCUGGUAAUAAGCGUGCAACAGCCCCUCCUCCUGCAAUUUGCCUCAAAGACAAGCGGCUAGUGGGUUCCUAGGGCUGAGAGAACUUGGGAACCUGUGAUUGGAAGCUCGCUGCCAGAAGAAGGGGCCAUGCCUGUGUCUGUCCACCACUCGGUUGGCUCGCUGCGCCUUACCUGGGGAUGGGGGGGGGCGGGGCUCUCCAGGGCAAGACAUCAGUGAGUGGACGGCAGCUCAGGCCAGGUCGCGCUGAAAGUUGGAGAAAAGCGAUGUAGGAAGGAGCUGGAGCUCAGGCGUGUGUCCUCAGUGGUGGUGAAGUAAAUGACACCGAUUUUCCCACUUGACUUGAUGGCAGCUGUAGUAUCUCUAACACCUCUUGGUUCCCGGAGGUCCAGCCCGGACCCCUGUCAUUUGCAGGCGGCUGAGUGAAAGCACAGUGCGUGGCGCUGGUCCCUGCUUCUUGCCAGCUUUCUUGAGCUUCUCCGAGGGCAGCGUGCACAGAGAUGGAGGAUGAUGCAUGGGGAGUCAGAGAACACUCUUCAUCAGUGGACUUUUCUGCCCUCACUCCCCUUUGGCUUUGGAAGGGGUAAAGCAGUGGUCUGGCCUGAUGACAUCCCGCCACGCCUCCCCUCCUCUUAAAAAAAAAAAAAAAAAAAAAAAGCACUUGUAUUUUAGCCUUCUUUGUUAAUCAGAAAGCUUUGGUAUUUUUGUUGGCAGGGGCCAGACCUUUGUAGCCCUUCAGUGGCCUUAGACUGUGGCAGGCGUUUACAUUUUCUCUCCCCGCUGGGGUGGUUUGUCUGGGGAUCCUGGUGGAUGGAAGGGCUUUUGGCAGGAGUGGUGCCGCACCUUUGAAAUCGGUUAGUUCCUCCAAAUGAUGAUUUAUUCCACACCUGUUAGAAAUAUCUUAAUUUAUUUUAUCUAACAGUUUCCUCCCCCUUUUAGUCCUCCCUCCCCCCACCAACCAGACCCCUCCCGACCCCCUCAACCCCUCCAUAGCUUCAGCGAGAGGAGACCUUUUUCUCUGGGGAGGACUUUGUCUAGGAUAUGGCUGCGCGGAAGAAUUAAUUAAGGUUGAGGACGAAGCUUAAUAAUGACAGUUAGGGGCCCAGGAACUCAGAACUGCUAGGUCUGCAACUAAAUUAUCCGCUUGUAGAUAACCUACUCUCUGGGUCUCAGUUUGCCCACCUGUGAAAUGCCUCCACAGGCUGUACGCAGCGGCAAGACCCAUUAGCAGCCACAAGAGUGCGGUUUUAUUUGGAGUUCAUCGUUUUUGCCAGGACACGGAGGCCUUCUGGGGUGAUGGAUCGGAGCCCUGGCAGUGAUGUUAGACCUACCCUGGCUCUCAAGACAUACCCAUUUAUUGCAUGUGGGACCUUGGCCACUUACUUAACCUCCCUGAGUCUCAGUUUUAUCUGUAAAAUGGGUGUCUUGGAGGAUUAAUUGGGAUGACCUACAGAAGAGCCCCAGCACAGUGACGAGUGGGGAGUACAGAACAGCAGUGGUUCCUUGUAGAGAGAAGGGAAUGACAUCUAUAAUCCCAGCAAGCUGAAACUGCUGUUGCGUACUUGGUCCAUUUUGCUAUUAGUGAAGGCCAAGUGGUCAGAUGUUGUGGUUGAUUUUGGUUUUAACGUCUCUGGUUAAAUUUCUUCUUCUGAGAAGAAAUUAAAGAUGAAUGUAUUCUACUUGUCUGAUAGAUAUCAAAACAAGACUGAAAUGAGCUUCAGCACCCUUCCGUGGAAGGGAGCGGAUUCCUUGUUAUUCGGGUUUUAACUCCUAUUUUGAGCUGUCCCCUCCCCCCAACACAUAUAUAAACACAUACAUUGAUUUCUUUCUUUUUUUUUUCUGGUAUUACUACAAGGAUCAGUUUCUUCUGGCCUCCUUCCAGAAACAACAUGCCUGUCUUUUUUCAUCGUUGAGGAAAAACAGUCUGAAGGCACCAUAAUUCCUUAAAUUGGAUUUCAAUUCUUGAUCCCCUUAUGUUCGGUAAACAGAGUGAUCUAUGAAACAUUGUUUAGCAGCAAGAAGCUGGCAGCCUUGUAUUUUUUCCCCCCAGAAGGGAAAGCGAGUGUCCGAGCCUCCGGGGGUGCGGCAGUGGGGUUCCCUGGAGGUGAAUACCCACCUUCAUUUGGGAUGAAGACAGGAAUCCCUUUCCAAACAAUGCUAGUGGAAGUUGGGAGGGCUGCCUGUGAGUGAGCAGAGCUCAGCUUGGAAAGGGGCCUGUAGUGUGUGUGCGUGCGCGUGUGCACGUGUGUGUGCACACACGCAUGGGUGUGCAGUGCUUAUUAACUCUAUUAGUGCCACGGGCAGCUACCACUUGAAAGCCUUGGGUUUCCUAUAUUCAAAUCAAAGGCACCCAGAAGCAGAGAUAAAGGGGACGGUGUGAUCUUCAAAGAUGAGGGAAUAAAAAAAAAACUAGUGGGGAAUAUUUUCUGGGUGAUUCUGCUCCCCACCUUUUUAAAAGAAAUAUGAAGAGUGCCAGUGCUUCCUCUCACUUGGUGGUUAGGCUCUGGUCAAGCCAUGUAGCUUUGUAGCACAAGACUGAUGACUUGCAGAAAGCAAAAUGACAACGUCUUGGGCUGCUUCUGAGCUUGCUGGGAGAGUGAGUCUGUCAGUUUCUCGGGUUCUCUCUCCCUCUCUCGCCUUUCUUCCUUUCUUUGAGCUAGUUUCGCUCUGAGAGUGCAGACUUGGCACCCACUUACCCAAGAACUGAUUAGUUCCUAAAAGAAGCGGUAAGUUGAUUGCUUACAGAGAUGAUGUAAGCUUUGCUCUGGGGUACAUCAACUUGGAUUUCUCAUGCUUUAUCUUAUAAAGCCUAAAUUAACAGCUGGUUUGGUUUGAGUUCUCCGGGAUCUGACUAAGGGAUUAGAGUCCAUUCUCAAGUGAGUCAAUCUAGUUUAAUUUAUUUCAGGUCUAUCAAAAAAGAUCAAUCAAAGCUCUUUUGAAAGUAAAGCUAUAAUCGGCCUCCACACUUAGAAGUCACUGUUGUUGCACUUGCUGUUUCUCUCUGGUGGAGAAAUGCUCGGGCUGUGGUUAAGAGGAUGCAUUAGAGCAUUUUCUUCGUACCUCCCUUUCUUGAGGCCUCCACUCCUCCCUGGGAAGAUGCUGAGAAGCUGUCAUGGUUGAGAACUCCGCCCAGGUGGGUGCCGCAUGGACCUGCUGCUCCCUUUUCUCUGGUGAUGCUGGACCCUGGUUUGGAAAUUGCUAGUGCAGCCUAAUGUAAUACCUGGACCUUGACAUUUCAGGUCCAGCCCAUUCCACAUCAUUGGUUUUGCUCCUGGGCUUUUUUCUUGCAGAGAUGGGUGGGCGAAAACCUGCACUGAAUUCUUUUUUUUAUAAAAUGUCUACAAGCAAGGAGUUAUUCACAGUUGUCAGCUAUGCUCGAUUUAGAGUUUUGUGAGCACUGGAGGCUACAACCUGAGUUGUCCAUUUCUUUUGGGUUUCUAUUUUAAAAAUACUUAAUUGAGCAUCUACUUGUAGCUAAGAACUCUGCUGAAUGUACACGCUCUAUUGAGAAAUAUCAAGAAUAAGGAAGUGGUUUAGAGCUUGAAUCUAGAGUCAGACAGACCCACCUUUGGAUCCUGGCUUUGCUGCUUAGUGACUCUGUAUGAGCUUGAGCAAGUGCUUCCCUAGUCCUUUGUUUGCUUGUCUGUAAAAUAGGCAGAAGAAAAACAUCUCUGAAGGACUGUUAUAAUAAUGACAUGAAAUGUUACUAUAUCUUUUUUUUUAAUGAAAAACCACUUUAGGGGAGAUACCAGGGAGCCGAAGCUAUUUUCCCCUUAAAUGUGUCACACGGAAUCAAAUAUUUAUUUGGGGUCUGUGAGGUGUCCGUGGCUCUGGGGAUGGUUAGGUACAACGACAUAGUCUCUGCCGUGUAGGAACGUGCAGUCUGUCGCCAAGAGAAAAUUCUUCACAGACAAGGGUGUCCAGAGCUGUGAAUCCCUCUGUCUUAUGUGCCACUCAGCUUGGUCAAAGGGAUGCUUUUUUUGGUCUUUCUUCCAUUUGACUGAAUGAAAACAUGGUGGGGCAUUCUUCAUCUGCCUUCCAUUGAUGGUUCCUGUCGGCUGCUCACCCUCUGCUUUGAACCUUGGCAUUAGCGCUGGUGCAGAUGUGAGUCUACCCUCAGUUCUUCCAGCUACGAAAUGGGGCUGGCGUUAUUUCAUGGCGCGUGUGUGUGAAGGAUUGGGAAUACCUCAUUUUUAAGGUAUUCUUGUGGAUUUAUUAUGUGUGGGGACUUAACGCUUUGUUUAUUUAGCCUCACUGCUCCAGAAAGAACUUUGAUAUUAGUAGCAAAAGUAAAAAACAGAUUAGAGUUUGCUUGUUGGGCUCUUGCUACGUGCCAGUUUCUAGAACAUUCUAUAGAUUUGUAAACCUGUUACUGCAACUUUCUACAUCAUCCCCAUUAUACAACUAAAGGAAACUAAAGAAUGUUAGGGAACUUGCCCAAGGGUACAUGGCUGGGGCGGCCCCGGGGUUUGAAUCUGGGUGUUGCGUGAUGCUGGGGCCCUGCCCUGCUCUACCCUUAACUGUAUUGACAUGAAACAAGGAGCUUGCUGUUGGGAAUCUAGUUGGGUUUCUCUGUGAAAAUUCUAACAUGGCCUUGGAAGGCAAAUCAGAAUCCUUUUGCAGGCGAGUGAUUGGAUGUGGGUACCUGUGUUUCCCUCUAAAAGGAGAGCCUCUUUUUCCUUCCACGGUCCAGGUCCGGCGUAUAUCUGGAUCUGGGCCGCUCUGGAAUUUCUGCCUGGCGCGAGUGGCUGAGUCCUUGCUCGUGAACCCGCAGGACGCCAGGGAAGAGUCAGCAACCUCACGUGUGCCUCUCCUUUGCAAACUCUCCUUCCUGUCUCUGCCUCUGGGGUUAACCAUUAAAAAAAAAAAAAAUAGCCACAGCACUUUUAGAAAGUCACAUGCUGGGUUUCUGUAUGUCCUCGAAACUGUCUUAAUUCAUUUUCCCCUUUACUCUUACUGGAGUAGAAAGAGAGAAAAAAUUGAUAGUCAAUGCUAAUAAUCGUGGCAUGUAAUGUAAUUGGAAGUGUUUCAUUGCCAAGCUCACGAGAGUUUCCGGCUUCAUCUUCGGGCUUGGAUGUAGCACUAGACUUGCCUUGAGUGUCUUGUGCAAGCCUUUGAUGCAGGUAGACCAUAUUAUAAAUAGGCGCGUUGCUAUGGUGAGGAUGGCAGUCCUUGCUUGCUGUGGGUAACCUUUUCUACCUUCUCGGACACUGUUUUAAAACACAGCAGCGUGAUAGCAUUUCAUUUAAUUUGAACCAAGGUGGGGUGGAUGAAUUGGGAGAUGGAGGUCUCCAGUUUUUUUUUUUGGAGGUGAUGUUUUGGGGUUUUCUGCUCACCUGGUACUGUGGGAUAUUUUGCAGAUUGGGUCUGUCAUUAUUUAUUUAGGAAUAUGUUUUCUAAUGGAUGGGGUGGGGGAUGGUGGUGGGCAGAAGGCUGCUUCUCUUCCCCCUCCUUCCUUCCCUGAGCAUUUCUGCGAAUGUGUUGGCUUUGAUGCCCAGCAGCUCAUACAGUGAAAUGAAGGUUGAGGUUGGCAUGAAAUGAAAUGGUAGAAAUGAUUAUUCCUGGUAGCGUGUUCUAUUACUGUUAAUAAUAUAAAGACAAUUGCCUGCCUCUCAAGACUCCCGCACAUGGCUAACGGAUAGUUAUUUCUCCCCGGAAUCAGACACAUAGCGAUGGGGGGACUGGAGUGUUUUAUUAGUGGUUGUCCUGCACAUCCCCAGGGUAACUCGGUUGAGACAUGGAUUUAUUUAUUUUUUUCCUCUUGCUUGAAGGGUAACUUUUAAUUACAUCCAUCAAAUGUCAGUGUAGUUCGGGCUUGCAAAAUUCAUUUCCUCCCACCUUUUCCACGCCGUACAUCCCCAUCCGUUAAAUUUUUGGACAGAUGCGGCAUCUUAGGAUCCGAAGGGAUGUUAAAAAUGAACUCCUCAGCUUACUAUACUUCUUUACAUCUCCCAAGUCUCUUUCUCACCUUAAAAAUGGGACUAAUAUUCUGUACUCAUCUCAGUGGAUAGUUUCGAGCACCGAAAGGAACCUAGUUUGAUGGAAGCCCUCUGGGGAGAACAGAGUUACCAGGCAGGCUUUAAAUUUGAGACAGUUCGCCAUCUUUUGGUCCAAUGUCUGAAUCCUGUGUUUUUAUAGCUCAGAGCUGCCUUUCCCUUCUUAGAACUCUCCCAUCAAGGUGGCCUCAGGAACCCUCAGGUUCUGGAUUCCUUCUUACCGGGUUGAGAUUGUACGUCCAGUUGGGGAACCCAGAGCUGUUGCCAUGUGGCUAAUCUCAGCAUCCAAAAGAGAACUCAGUUUCCCUCUGUGGGAAUUGGGGUGCUACAGGGAUCUUGGGAAGGGUGUGUGCCCAUCCCUGCGUACAGUGUGAGGCUGUAACUGAGGCUCGUACGUGGUUCAGAAAGCGGGGCACUCCUCCCGCAGGGUAAGAGGAACCACAGGGUGAGUCUCUCCCGUGGCCGUGGGCGCUCAGGCUAGCCCCCAGUAUGCGGACUGCGAGCUGUCUUUGGGGUGGUCCUCGUCGCCCAGCCCGGGCUGCAUUGCAUCUGAAGCAGAGAUGGGGUGGGUCGCCUCGGUGCCGAAGGCCUCUUGUCAGGCUAGUCAGCCGUAGCCGACUUCCCCUUUCUCUGCCUGUUGGAGGGAGCAGGGCUUGCUGUGAUCAGCGGGCCUCCAGCAACCUGCCUCCUGGCCCCACGCUUGGGAGCCGUGGCUUCUGCGUCUGGUUCCCGAGGACACCUCACGGUGAAGGUGGAGUGAGCCACACGGCGGAGGGGGUUGGCAGGGCCACCGAGCCUGGCACUGUGCCGAAAGCAGGGCUGCGUGUAGACCUCAGGACGGGCUGGCCUGUGUAUUUAUUUAGAAGUAUUUCUAGAGGGUAACCUCACUGGCUAAAAAGCGUGUCUGAACAAGAGCCCCGUUGUUUGUUCGAGCCCCGUUGCCCUGGCAGGAUGCAGACUCAGGCGGCCUGUUGGUCGGGCCUUGGGCUCGGCGGGGCCCAGUGGGCGGGGCCCAGCUCCCUCCUGGCUGCCCGGUGCCAAGUCCAGGAAAAGGCUGCCCAUCCGUCCCUGCGGGCGGUGUGAUUGGGCAACCCGGGGAGCAGAGGACGCACGUCGGUGGCAUGGAUUCCGUUCCACGCCCGCCCUCGCCUCCCCUCCCCAGCCUUGGGAGGGAAACAUGCCCUCCGGGAGACACCCAGACCCGACAAAGAGAACUCUGUUGGAGCUGGAGUAUCUCCAGAUGAAAUGGCCACUGCUUGAUGUCCAGGCGGGGACCCUCCAGAGCAGACAAGCCCUCAAGGAUGCCCGCUCUCCGUCGCCAGCACACAUUGUCCAGUGCCCCCUCCCUUGCUGCACUCAGGGACAUGACUGUCAGCACUUCUACCCCCCCUCAGACUUCACUGUCAGCACUCAAGUCUUCAGGGACAUGAAAAGGAGCCACUCCUUACACAAGGUUGGGGAGCCCUGGUGUUUGGAGUCGAACAAAGUGCCGGUCGUGCAGCACCCUCACCAUGUUCACCCCCUCACGCCGCUCAUCACAUACAGCAAUGAGCACUUCACCCCGGGAAACCCACCUCCACACUUACCUGCUGACGUUGACCCCAAAACAGGAAUCCCACGGCCUCCACACCCUCCAGAUAUAUCUCCGUACUACCCGCUAUCGCCUGGCACCGUAGGACAAAUCCCCCAUCCGCUAGGAUGGUUAGUACCACAGCAAGGUCAGCCAGUGUACCCAAUCACGACAGGAGGAUUCCGUCACCCCUACCCCACAGCUCUGACUGUCAACGCUUCCAUGUCCAGCUUCCUGUCUUCCAGGUUCCCUCCCCAUAUGGUCCCACCACAUCACACUCUACAUACGACCGGCAUCCCCCACCCGGCCAUAGUCACGCCAACAGUCAAACAGGAAUCCUCCCAGAGUGACGUCGGCUCACUCCACAGCUCAAAGCAUCAGGACUCCAAAAAGGAAGAAGAAAAGAAGAAGCCCCACAUAAAGAAACCUCUUAACGCGUUCAUGUUGUAUAUGAAGGAAAUGAGGGCAAAGGUCGUGGCGGAGUGCACGUUGAAAGAAAGCGCGGCCAUCAACCAGAUCCUGGGGCGAAGGUGGCACGCACUGUCCAGAGAAGAGCAAGCAAAGUACUACGAGCUGGCCCGGAAGGAGCGACAGCUUCACAUGCAGCUGUACCCCGGCUGGUCUGCGCGGGACAACUAUGGGAAGAAGAAGAAGAGGAAAAGGGACAAGCAGCCUGGAGAGACCAAUGAACACAGCGAAUGUUUCCUAAAUCCUUGCCUUUCACUUCCUCCGAUUACAGACCUGAGCGCUCCUAAGAAAUGCCGAGCGCGCUUUGGCCUUGAUCAACAGAAUAACUGGUGCGGCCCUUGCAGGAGAAAAAAAAAGUGCGUUCGCUACAUACAAGGUGAAGGCAGCUGCCUCAGUCCACCCUCUUCAGAUGGAAGCUUACUAGACUCGCCUCCUCCCUCCCCCAACCUGCUAGGCUCCCCUCCCCAAGACGCCAAGUCACAGACUGAGCAGACCCAGCCUCUCUCGCUGUCCCUGAAGCCCGAUCCCCUGGCCCACCUGUCCAUGAUGCCUCCGCCGCCUGCCCUCCUGCUUGCCGAGGCCGCCCACGGCAAGGCCCCCGCCCUCUGUCCCAACGGGGCCCUGGACCUGCCUCCCGCCGCCCUGCAGCCGCCCAUCCUGUCCUCCUCUCUUGCACAGCCGUCAACAUCUUCCUUACAUUCCCACAACUCUCUGGCCGGGACCCAGCCCCAGCCGCUGUCCCUCGUGACCAAGUCGUUAGAAUAGCUUUAGCUUCGUUAGCCCCGCCCUGGUCGGUUUGCGUAGUGUUGCGGUUUUUGCUUUUCUUUGUCCCCCCACCCCCACCCCCCAGCCUCCUGCACCCCCCUCCCCACCCCCUCACCCCUCGGAAAGGUUUUGUUUUGUACUCUUAAUUUUGUGCCACGUGGCUACAUUAGUUGAUGUUUAUGGAGUUCAUUGGUCAAUAUUUGACCCAUUCUUAUUUCAAUUUCUCCUUUUAAAUAUGUAGAUGAGAGAAGAACCUCAUGAUUCUACCAAAAUUUUUAUCAACAGCUGUUUAAAGUCUUUGUAGCGUUUAAAAAAUAUAUAUAUAUACAUAACUGUUAUGUAGUUCGGAUAGCUUAGUUUUAAAAGACUGAUUAAAAAACAAAAAGGAAAAAAAAAAGAAGCAAUUUUGAAGCAGCCCUCCAGAAGGAGUUGGUUCUGUAUUAUUUGUAUUAAAUACGAGCUUGCGAACCAAUCAUUUUACAUCUGGUUUUUAAACCAUAAGGGCACGACGAAUGCAGUGCCAUAUUCCUUUUUUUUUUCUCUGUGUGAAACAACUUUAAUUGUGAUGUUACUUGUUAUUGUUUAAAUGUACAGAAACAAAGGGUUAAAUGUGUUAAUAUACCUUGUUCCAUGGUGUUGUUCUUUUGGGGGGAGGGGGAUGCUACUCAGCAAUUAAUGGAAUCACAACGCUGUUGGACCAGUAGUAUUUAUUGCUUUAGAGAUUGCUUGUCGAACCUGUACGUUGUCCCUUUUAAGAUAUGUUUUACUUUUUCUUGAAACUGUAUAAAGUUUUUUUUUCCCUUAGCAUAAGCAUCUUAUAUAUAACAACUCAUUUGUACAAGGUUUUUAAGUUUAUAUAUAAAAUGUGUAUAUAUAUUUUUUUGUUUCUCUUUUUGACUUUUUUUUUUUUUUUUUUUGGCUGUAUGAAACCCAGAUGCCGCCAAAUGGACAUUACUAGUUGCAUUAAAGGAUCAGUAGCAUUAACGAAAGUUGCUUUAAAAGCCAUUAUGUAAAACAAGACUUGAAAAUUAGCGAGGGAAUUUUAGCGAGAUGCUGUGUGAGCAGCCGUGGGAACCAACCCUGUUUCUCCUUUGAACCAUAGUCGGCAGCUCUGUACCCUUAGGACACGGCCUGACUGUGUGCAGAACUUUAUGUGCCAAAAUUCUCAGUGACUUUAGCUUUCUCCCUCUUUUUGAUGCUGUAAUUUUUGUUCAUCAUGUUUUGCUGUGAUGUUACAUAGGUAGAUUUGUAUGUAGUUUUAAUGUCACUUAUAACAAGAUGUGUUUGGUAGCAGAUUGUCCAGAAAGCAUUUUAAAUGAAGAGGUAUAAACCCUUAGGGGCCAAAAUUCUGUAUAUUAGAUUACUCUUAAAGGAAAAACCAGCUGCCGCUUUUAUGUACACGUAUGACAUACAAGUAGGUGGCAAACUUUACAAAUAAAAAAAAAAAAACCUAGGCAUGUUGAUGUUGCAAAAUGCUGUAUAAAGCUGAAACCCGUUCAUUCAGUGCCAUUGUAGUUGACAUGAAGCGAUUGUAAAACUGUCUCCAAUUUUUCUCUGGUUUAUUAAAAUGCUAACUAUAACAUUUUUUGUGAAUACUUUGAAUGUUUCCUAACAGUUGUGAUGUUACUGUUCCGUUUUAUGCUCUUACUCCAAUUUCAUUUUUAAUGGUUUGGAAGCCAUUUUUGUAAUGAAUAAAUGUUCAUGCUGUACAGUAUCUGUAGCAUGCCGUUCUGGAUUAAUAAAAGCAACUUAGUAUGUGCAGAUCAA